CCAAGAUCUCCAACAUGACUUUCAGCAAUGGAAAACUAAUAGUCAACCAAGAUGGCUUUUAUUACCUGUAUGCCAACAUUUGCUUUCGCCAUCAUGAAACUUCGGGAGACCUUGAUACGGAGUAUCUUCAGCUGAUGGUCUAUGUCACUAAAACCAGUAUCAAAAUCCCAAGUUCUCAUACCCUGAUGAAAGGAGGAAGCACCAAAUACUGGUCAGGGAAUUCUGAAUUCCAUUUUUACUCCAUAAAUGUUGGAGGAUUUUUUAAGUUACGGUCUGGAGAGGAAAUAAGCAUCGAAGUGUCCAACCCUUCACUAUUGGAUCCAGAUCAAGAUGCAACGUACUUUGGGGCUUUUAAAGUUCGGGAUAUAGAUUGACCCCAUUGUGUGGAGCAUAUUGUGUAUUUCCUAGGAUGCAUGGGAACUUAUCUUUUAAACAAGCCAAGAAAGAUGUACAUAGGUGUGUGAGACUACUAAGAGGUACGACCUACGUGGUAUAAGAAGACUCUAUCCAGCUUUGGACUCUGUAGAGAGCAUGUGUAUUUAUAGCCAAAGGAAGAUGUUAGACUCAAGGUGUGUUACAGUCUGAAGGCUUUCUUACACAAUGGUUUUAAAUUUUGUAAUGAAUUCCUAGAAUUAAACCAGAUUGGAGCAAUUAUGGUUGCCUUUAUGGAAAACUGUAAUUGGGCCACAGGAGGGGUUAAUUCUCUGGAUCUAGCCCUUUUUUAUGUGCCACUAUGCAGCUGA
Myotis davidii is the source of this 743-nucleotide messenger RNA. Its product is annotated as tumor necrosis factor ligand superfamily member 11. The transcript has a single exon. The coding region runs from base 15 to 374 and encodes 119 amino acids. Gene Ontology annotation, biological process: immune response. NCBI's taxonomy places the organism in Eukaryota, Metazoa, Chordata, Mammalia, Chiroptera, Vespertilionidae. The record is from RefSeq and is a predicted model, not a curated record. Gene Ontology annotation, molecular function: tumor necrosis factor receptor binding. Gene Ontology annotation, cellular component: membrane.